AUUUUUUUUAUCCUUGCCCAUCGUUUCAUAUGUAUCAAUGCUUUAGUUUCAGGUUAUGUUUCCUAUAUAAAUAAAUAGAAGUUAAUCAAUUGAUACAUCAACAAAAAUCAUCAAGUAAAAAAGAAAUAAUAUUGAGAAGAGAUUGUAAGUGUAAGUUGCUCUAAAUGGGCUCCUUUUUUAUUCUAUUGCCUUCUUUUACCUUUCACUUCUUCUUUUUGCUGUUGCUUACUCAUUUUACUUCCUACACUUUCUCAUUAUGCAACCAUCACGACAACUCUGCCUUGUUACAAUUCAAGAACUCAUUUGUUGUCAAUACUUCAUCUGAACCUGAUAUUUGGUGGUGGAGUUGUUCCUCUUUUUCUUUCAAGACGGAAUCUUGGAAAAACAGUACAGAUUGUUGCGAUUGGGAUGGUGUCACAUGUGACACCGUUUCAGAUUACGUGAUUGGUUUGGAUCUUAGUUGCAACAAUCUGAAAGGUGAAUUACAUCCCAAUAGCACUAUCUUCCAGCUUAGACACCUUCAACAACUCAACUUAGCUUUUAAUGAUUUUUCCGGGUCUUCAGUGCAUGUUGGUAUUGGUGAUUUAGUGAACCUCACACAUCUAAAUCUGUCAAACUCUUACUUCAGUGGUAAUAUUCCCUCCACAAUCUCUCGUUUGUCAAAAUUAGUAUCACUUGAUCUUAGCAAUCACUUGGUAAUGGAAUUGAAACUCAAUCCAUUCACAUGGAAGAAACUUAUUCGCAAUGCUACUGAUUUAAGGGAGCUUUAUCUGGAUAGCGUGGAUCUGUCUUCAAUCAGAGUGAGUUCUUUGUCUAUGCUAAAGAAUUUUUCAUCCUCUUUAGUUUCUCUUAGCCUAUCAUAUACUAGGUUGCAUGGACAUUUGUCAAGUGACAUCCUCUCUUUACCUAAUCUUCAAAAACUGGAAUUGUCAUAUAACAACAAUCUUAGUGGUCAACUUCCAAAGUCCAAUUGGAGCACUCCUUUGAGGUACUUGUACAUCUCCUUCUCUGCUUUCUCAGGUGAAAUUCCUUAUUCCAUAGGUAAGUUGAAGUCUCUUAGUCAAAUAGCACUCUCAGGGUGUCAUUUUGAAGGGAUGGUUCCUCUAUCUUUGUGGAACCUAACCCAACUAACAUAUUUGGACCUUUCAAUAAAUAAAUUUAAUGGUGAGAUCUCACCAUUACUUUCAAACCUCACACAUCUCAUUUCAUGUGAUCUUUCAGAUAAUGACUUUAGCGGUAACAUCCCACCAAAUGUUUAUGGAAAGUUAAACAAACUGGAAUUUUUAACACUUUACGCUAACAACCUAACAGGCAUAAUUCCAUCAUCAAUUUUUCAGCUACCUCAACUUUCUAAUUUACGUUUAUCCGAUAAUAAACUAGUUGGACCAAUUCCAAUUGAAGUCGCUAAACGUUCAAAAUUGAAAGUUGUGAGUUUAGGCUAUAACAUGUUAAAUGGAACAAUUCCGAAAUGGUGUUAUUAUUUGCCUUCAUUGGUAGAGUUGUACCUCAGCAACAACCACCUCACAGGGUUCAUUGGUGAGUUCACAACUUAUUCUCUUCAAUAUUUGUAUCUCUCUAAUAACAACCUCCAUGGUCAUUUUCCAGAUUCAGUAUUUGAACUCCAAAAUCUUACCCACUUAGAUUUGUCAUCAACAAAUUUAGGCGGUGUUGUGGAUUUUCACCAAUUUUCAAAAUUUAAAAUACUAAAUUUCCUUGAUGUGUCACACAAUAAUUUUCUUCCUAUCAACAUUGAUAACAAUGUUGAAUCCAUCUCACCUUACCUUGAAAGUGUAUAUUUAUCUUCUGCUAAUAUUAAUAGUUUUCCUAAAUUCCUAGCACGACUACCAAAUCUCCAAUCAUUAGAUCUCUCUCAUAACAACAUUCAUGGAAAAAUUCCCAAAUGGUUUCUUAAACUCUUUAACUCAUGGGAAAACAUUGGAUACAUUGAUCUUAGUUUCAACAAGUUGCAAGGAAAUCUUCCAAUUCCACCCAGUGGCAUUCAAUACUUUUUACUCUCAAAUAACAACUUCACGGGAAACAUUUCAUCCGCAUUUUGCAAUGCAUGGGCCUUGAGUAUGCUCAAUUUGGCACACAACAAAAUAACAGGCAUGAUCCCACAAUGUCUAGGAACACUUCCUUCUCUUUCUGUAUUAGAUUUGCAAAUGAAUAACUUCUAUGGAAGUAUGCCUAGAAACUUUUCCAAAGAAAAUCAAUUUAAGACUAUAAAGUUGAAUGGCAAUCAAUUGGAAGGACCAUUACCAUACUCUUUGGUUCAUUGCAAAAAUCUUGAAGUUUUGGACCUUGGAGACAACAUCAUAGAAGAUGUAUUUCCCAAUUGGCUAGGAAUUCUGCCAGAGUUACAAGUACUGAGUUUAAGAUCAAACAAACUUCAUGGUACAAUCACAUGCUCUAGCACCAAACAUCCUUUUACCAAGUUGCGAAUUUUUGAUGUCUCUAACAACAAUUUUAGUGGUCCAUUACCAACAUCAUGUAUUAAGAAAUUUCAAGGAAUGAUGAUUGUUAAUGGUAGCCAAAUUGGUUUGCAAUACAUGGGUAACUUCGUGGUUAAGUACUAUAAUGAUUCUGUGGUUGUCAUAAUGAAAGGUUUUUCUAAGGAGCUAACGAGGAUAUUGACUACUUUCACAACUAUCGAUUUAUCAAAUAACAUGUUUGAAGGAGAAAUUCCAAAAUUUAUUGGAGAAUUAAAUUCUCUCAAAGGUCUUAACCUUUCAAAUAAUGGAAUCUCUGGUAAAAUUCCACAAUCUUUGAGUUAUUUGGAAAAUUUGGAGUGGUUGGACCUCUCAAGGAACCAAUUGAUUGGUGAGAUUCCUAUGGCUCUCACAAAGCUGAAUUUUCUCUCAUUCUUGAACCUUUCACAAAACCACCUUGAGGGAAUCAUACCUACAGGUCAACAAUUUGGUACAUUUGGAAAUGAUUCCUAUGAAGGAAAUACAAUGUUAUGUGGAUUACCAUUGUCUAAAUCAUGCAAAAAUGAUGAAGAUCAGUCACCACAUUCAACAUCUGAAGAUGAAGAGGGAUCAGGAUUUGGUUGGAAAGCAGUAGCAAUAGGAUAUGCGUGUGGGGCAAUAUCAGGUUUGCUCUUAGGACAUAAUGUAUUUUUCUUUGGGAAACCUGAAUGGCUUGUAAGACUUGUUGAACAUAUGUUUAACACGCGACUGAAGAGAACAAACAACAGAGCCGGUGCAAAUCGCAGAAGAAUGAAUUAACUUGAUGUUGUUCUAUUUAAAUAUGUAAUUGCGGUUGUUUUAAUUUGAAAUUUGUUAAUGUGGUAGUAUUUUGUCUUGUAAUAUCAUAAUGUUGUCUAUUUCCAAUUGUUAUCUAAAUAAGAAAAUUAGUGAUCAAUUGCUUUCAUGUUAUUUUCAAUAUUCUAUUAUUUAUGUAUUUUCUAACAUAAUUUGCUUCAAAUUUGUGUAUUUUCAACUUUGUUAUACAUACAUAAUAGUAUUCCUUUGUUCUCAACCAUUAUCAUUUAAAAAAA
Molecule: messenger RNA, 3499 nt
Organism: Trifolium pratense (red clover)
Lineage: Eukaryota; Viridiplantae; Streptophyta; Magnoliopsida; Fabales; Fabaceae
Product: receptor-like protein 7
Exons: 1
Coding region: 165-3227 (1020 amino acids)
Molecular function (GO): protein binding
Source: RefSeq, a predicted model, not a curated record